UUACCAUAAAUUAAGAGCAAAUAUCUAGGAAAUAGUGGGUUAUCAAAAGAAAUUAAAGAAAAUUUUUUUCAUUUUUAAUAAAAAAAUAUAUAAGUAUCCUAUUGAUUAUAUUUUAAUAUUCGAUUAAAAACGUUUAUCAUCAUGAGCGUGUUUAGCGAUUUUCAACGUUUAUGGACACAAAGAUUUCCUCAAAGUUCUCUUUCUGAUCAAUGGGAACAGGAUGUACGUAAAAGUCUUGAGAAUCAUAAACAAAAAAUUAAUGAAUUGAGAAAAGAGAUUGAACAAGAAACAUUAUACGUUGAAUAUUUAGAGCGUUUAUUAUCCGAUGUUGAAAAAUAUAAAGAAUCAGGUGGUGAUCCAACUACUUUAUUUGAAGCACCAACAACAUCAUUACAACAACAUCAAGGCCCUGGUAAUGGUACUGAAAAUCAAGAUGGAAUAUUGAUGACUAAUAACGAGGAUAAUAAACAUAAUGAAGAUAAUGUUUUGAUGCGAUCAAAGACUAGCGAUAAUUUGAAAGCUUCUUCAUCAGACAGACAACAGCGUGAUAGCAAUAAAUAUGCUAGCUAUAAUCCAUUGAAUGGUAGUGACAGCUUGGGUCAUCAUUCAAAUGAUUCAAAUGAUGAUCACGAAGAUAAAGACAUUGGAACUGAAAAAGAUUAUAAAAAUAUUCAAAUACAAAAGAAUGGUGCUCUAAAUCAAUGCAUUAAUGAAUUAACGUCAACAUUUAAACGUGAUUCAACAACAAAAAAUAAUAAAGUAACAAAUGCAACAUCUGAAGUAACGAAUUUGUCACAACAAAUAACAUCGACAACAAAUAAUACUUCGUCGUCUAUGACAACUUCAAGUAGUAAUGAUAGUCAAAAAAUAUGUGAUUCAUCUACAAUUAUAUCUGGAACAACAUCAGCAACAACAACAACAACCACAUCAUCAUCAUCAUUAUCAACAUCAUCAUCGUCGUCAUCAUCUGCAACAUUAACUGCAAAUGUUGAUAAUCAAACAAUUAGUAAUGAUAAACCAUCACAUUUUGUAACGGUUAUUGAAGUAAAAGAAUCAAAAACCACACCUGUUAAAAAUAUUAUUGGUAAUAAUAAUAAUAAUACAACAUCAACAACUGAUUUAAUAAGUGGAACAUCAACAACACAAAUAACAACAACAAAUAAUUGUAAUAGUAAUGGCAAUAAUAUAAUUGAACAACGACGACAUUCUAGUGAAAGUGAAGCGAUCUUAACAAGUACUAAUAAUAUAAAUAAUAAUAAUAAUAACAAUAAUAAUAAUAAUAUUGGAUCAAAUAAAACAAAAGUUGAACCGACAGCACCACCUAUGUCACCAGCAAUGAGUAUUUCUACAUCAGGUGUAUUACAAUCUGUUUCAUCGACUACAAAUACUGCUUCAUCGACAUCGUCAGUUUCGUCAUUCAGUGGAGGUGGUAGUAAUAGCGGUGGCGGCAAUAUAAGUAAUAUCAGUUCAAGUGCUAGUGCAGCAGUUAGUGAUGCAAAGAAAAAGGUGCCACCAAGACCUCCUCCCAAAUUUAUGAAACGGGUUGAACCCCCAACAGUACCAGGUUCAGCGGGCAUUGGACCAUCAUCGCCGAAACGUGCUACUGAUACAUCUGGAUCUGGAUCAUCAAAUGAGAGCCCAUCAAGCUCCUUAGAACGUAAUAUUAAACCAUCAGAUAUAUUGAGGCAAAAGUCUGAUUCAUUAGAUGCCAAAGCACUAUCAGCAAAUCGUCGUACAACACCAGAAUUAGGUCGUUUUACAAAAUCAUCAGAUUUAGCCGAAGAAUUUGGACGUAAAGUUAAUAAAUCUGAAAGUUUGGAAAAGAAAAAAUCUACAACAACAAGUGCCAAUAUAACUGGAUCAGAUUCUGCUAAUGCUACAUCAAUGAAAAUAAAUCAAAGUCCAACUGGAAGUUUGGGAAAAGCAGGUGGUGCUACUGGUAUUAAUGAAACAAUUACCGUAAAAGCAUCACCAACAAAUAGUUUAAGUAAAUUUGCAAAUGCUCGACAUAAUAUUGAUAGUCCAACAGGAAGUUUAGAAAAAAGUGGCAGUGGUAGCGGUAGUGGUGGCAAAAAAUUGGAUAUUGGAUCAAAAGAAUCAUUAGCUUCCCAGGGAAAUAUUUCAGAAAUAAUCAAAAGUUAUGAAUCAAUUUCAUCAAUUAGUUCAGAUGGUGCAUGUAAUAAAACAGGACAACAUAAUAAUGAAAAUGAACCAUAUUAUGAUACAGUACCAAUGGAUAAUGGUGAAGGUGAAUAUGUUUACAUAAAACCUGGUGGUAAUGGUUCAACAUCUAGUCGUGAUGAUUUAUCAACAGCUGGUAGUACAUUACCAAUGCCAGCGAAUCCGAGAACAAGCAAUAGUCAUCAACAGCAACAACAACAACAGCAGGAACGAUCACAACAACAUCAGUUACAACAACAGACGGGUGUUAUAGAACCGGAAUCUCCAGGACGCAAUUCUAAUUAUGUUAAUAUCGAUUAUUUCUUACACCAAAGCAAUGAGACACGUUCAAGUUCAAUUGAUAGUGAUGGUGAAUUAGAUGCACCCCCCUUAAUGCGAACUAUAUCACAUGAUGAACAGACAUCACAAACUCCAGGUGCUCUAAGAAAGAGCUUACUAUCAUCAUUACUUAUUUCCGGCAACUUACGAGGGACCAAAAUUCGUUCAAUUUUAAACAGUAUUAUACAAAGUGAAACCAUUUACGUUCAAUGUUUAAAUAAAAUGAUUCAAUACAAAAAAGCUAUUCAUGCUACACUGGGAACAUCACAGCCAGUUAUAAAGGAAGAAGAAGAAAAUACGAUAUUCUUUAAAAUUGAAGAGAUUCAUUCAGCUCAUAUGGAAUUUUUGAAUGACUUAAAACAAAAACUGAAUCAAACAACUGAAGUUGGUGGUGAUAUACUUGUCGGUGAUGCAUUUAAAAGACUAUCAGAUCAUAUUGACUUAUAUAGUGCAUUUUUGCAUAAUUAUGGCCAAGCAAUCGACACUGUCAAAAAAUGUUGUGCCAAUAAUCCACAAUUCAAGGAAAUUUCUUCUAAAAUAGCAUUAAAUUUGCAAAAUGAACAAUCUUUACCACUUGAAGAUUUAUUACAUAAGCCAGUUGCAAGAGUUCAAAUAAACUCAUUGCUAUUCAAUGAUAUAUUAAAUGAAACUCCCCCAACCCAUCCAGAUCAUCAACAAUUAAGACAAGCUCAAAAAACAAUUCAUGUAUUUUUAAAACAAUUUAAUGUUGUAAAUCAACGUUUACCAACUGAAUCAAAUAAAAAUUUACGCCGUAUGGUAAAGAAUUCUUUUAUUGUUGAAUUAGUUGAUGGUCAUCGUAAAUUACGACAUUUAUUUUUAUUUAAUGAUGUUAUUGCAUGUGCAAAAUAUAAAGCAGCUGGUCGUGAACGUUUUGAAUUUGAAUUAAAAUGGUACAUACCUUUAAAAGAUGUAGUUAUAUACGAUGAAGAAACCAAUACAGAUAAUUUAAAAGAAUCAAGUCCAGCUAAUAUUUUACAAUUGAAAUCGCAAGCAUGUAAUGUUCGAGAUCAAAUUUUAUUGGAAGAAAAAGAUGAAAAGAAAAUGAAAUUAAAUGGUUUAAGAUCUGGUGAUAAACAUCGACGUAAAUUAGCCGAUUUAGAAGCUCAAUUGGUGUUAGCAUCACCUAACUUAGUAUUUAGAAUUGGGAAUAAGGCUGCAAACAAAACAAUGACAUUCUUCUUAAGUUCAGAUUUCGAAAGAACUCAAUGGAUUGAACAAAUAAUAAAUUUACAGCAAUCAUGCAACAUGCCAGGUGUAAACACAAUAAAUGCAUUAGAAAUUCAAGCUUUUGUAUUAGCAACACAGUCGCGUAUUAAACCAGAUAUGGGUUCAUAUUUGAUGAGAAAUAGAAAUGAUGAAAGCCUUCUAGUGGGCGAUUUACAUAUAACAGUUCAAGGAUUAACUGGUCUAGAACAGCCAGCAGAUAUGUACAUUUGUUUGGAGGUUGAUUCAUACGGACAUUAUUUUAGGAAGGCUAAAACGAAAAUGGUUUGUCGCAGUACAAGUCCAUUAUGGAAUGAAAGUUUUGUUUUAGAACUGGAAGGUAGCCAAAAUGUAAGAAUUUUGUUAUAUGAGGCACAAGAGCAUAGACCGGCGUUGAAAGCUAAGAAUAUAUUAAAGUUAAGUCGAAAUUGGCUUACAGAAGCACCACAAAAUAAGACAAUCAAAAUGUCUGAUAUAAUAGUAUUAAACACAAAUAUUCGUUUCGUUCCUGGAGAAGUAACAUUAAGACGUGUUCCAACAUCAAAACCAGGUGCUUUAUUUGGAGCAAAACUAGAUCAAGUUCGAAAACGAGAGAAACGUGACAUUCCAUUUAUCAUUAGUGCUUGUAUUCGUGAAGUUGAAAGACGUGGCAUGGCUGAAGUUGGCAUUUAUCGUGUUAGUGGUUCUGUAUCGGAUUUAGCCCGUCUUAAAAAAUUAUUUGAAACAAAUGCAUAUGAAGCUGAACAACUUUUGAAGGAAGUUGAUAUUCAUUCUGUUACUGGAAUAUUAAAAUCGUAUUUAAGAGAGUUGCCAGAAGCAUUGUUUACUGAUUUAUUAUAUCCAAAGCUUUUUGAAACGUUUAAUCAAUAUAGUGGGGGAAGCGAUGCUGUUCGUAUGCAAGCCUUGAUGGGUGUAUUUGAACAACUGCCCCAAGCAAAUAAGGCUUCCAUUUUACAUAUUUUGGAUCAUCUGAUAAGAGUUCAUCAACAGGAAGGUGAAAACAAAAUGUCAUUGCAUAAUUUAGCUAUGGUAUUUGGUCCAACAUUAUUACGACCAGGUCAAACCCAAACCAAACAAAAAGAUUUAUUAGCAUCAAGUACAGUUGAUGUAAUGGCACAAGCUGGAAUUCUUUACAGUUUCUUACAAGCAAGACUGAAAAAGGACUAGUGGUUCCAGCUACAUAGGAAUUUAGCUUUUAAUAAUUUUGCCCAAUAACUUGUUUAUAUUUUUUUAUAUUAUUCCAAAACAGAUUCAUUUAUAUAUUUUUGUUUUACUUUUAAAAUUUAUUUAAUUUUUAUUCUAAAAAUGAAAACAUGCAAAUUAGUUAAUCCUUUUCUAUGAAAAAUAGAAAAAGAAACACGAUGAAAAAAAAUUGUUUAGUUUUAAAAAUAAAUGAGAUUUAAGUUGUUGAUUUUGGUAAAAUUUUUAUUAUAUUUUUAAUUUUGUUUUAAUUUUUAAUUUAUACGAAACAUUUUGUUCUAAUUUUUAUCAUUAUAAAUACUGUAAUAUAUUAGAUUUAUGCGUUAUAAUAUUUUAGUGGAUGUUAACACCCAGUUAUUGCAUAGUAUUACAAUGUCUGUCAGUAUGAUUUGUAUACAUUUCAUUAUGUUAAAAAUCAAAAUAUACAAAUGAAAGUGUUGUUACUUUCCUUUCAAGAAAUUUUAUUGCAACUGAAGUAUUUGUUAACAAGCUGAAGUAAUUUUUUUUUUUCAUAAUGUAUAGUUUCAAAAUAUUUUAGCUUUUCUUAAGACGUCUACCAAAAUUCAAGUCUAACAUUAACUAAUUUAGAAAUUAAAAUUUUAUUGCCGAAUAAGUCAAGUUGACGUUACAUUCCCCAUUACCAUUAAUACGAGUAUAUAUAAUAUUUAGGAAGUCAAUGAUUUGUAUACAUAUUGUAAUUGCAUGAUAACAUAAUGCAUAUUGGGUGUACAAAUAAUAUUUAAAAUAAUUGCAAUAAACAAUGAUUUUUCAAAAUGUUAAAUAAAAAAAUUAAGUACAUAAUAAUUUUUUUGCAAUUUUGAAAUUAAUUUCACUUAUUGCGAGAAAAUUUUUUCAAUAAUAUUAUACAAAAUAUAUUUUUUAAAAAAUAACUUAACUAAUUUCGUUAAUAUUGCUUAAAUUUAAAUAGAAAGCAAUAAUGAAUAUUGUAAAAAUUUUU
Condylostylus longicornis is the source of this 5881-nucleotide messenger RNA. It is a transcript of the gene RhoGAP1A, whose product is annotated as breakpoint cluster region protein. Gene Ontology annotation, molecular function: GTPase activator activity; guanyl-nucleotide exchange factor activity. The transcript has 13 exons. The record is from RefSeq and is a predicted model, not a curated record. NCBI's taxonomy places the organism in Eukaryota, Metazoa, Arthropoda, Insecta, Diptera, Dolichopodidae. Gene Ontology annotation, cellular component: membrane. Bases 142 to 4890 code for a protein of 1582 amino acids. Gene Ontology annotation, biological process: positive regulation of GTPase activity; signal transduction.